GCGGCUGCUGCGGGGAGGCUGGGCAGGGUUAGGAGCGAAUUUAGAGGGUCAUGCCGCGGGGUCGUCUCUGCGCCUGCGCUGCUCCGGAAUGCAGAACCUUGCAGUGCUGCUGUGGCGCCGGCUCCUGCGCAAGCGCUGGGUGCUCGCCCUGGUUUUCGGGCUCUCGCUGGUUUACUUCCUCUGCAACACCUUCAAGCAGGAAGAGAGGGCGGUAAGAGAUCGGAACCUUCUCCAGGUUCAAGACCGUGAGCAGCCCAUUCCAUGGAAGGUCCAGUUUGACCUGGGCAACAGCAGCCGCCCCACCAACCAGUGCCGAAACUCUGUUCAAGGGAAGGAUCUCAUCACGGACGAGCUGGGCUAUGUCUGCGAGAGGAAGAACGUGUUGGCGAGCGGCUGCUGCGAUGUCAGGGUCCCCAGCACGAAGCGGUACUGCUGUGAAGGCUGCUUGGUCAACGGUUGCUGCGAAACCUACGAGUACUGUGUCUCCUGCUGUCUGCAGCCCAGCAAGCAACUUCUGCUGGAGCGCUUCCUCAACCGGGCAGCUGUGGCCUUCCAGAACCUCUUCAUGGCAGUUGAAGACCACUUCGAACUGUGCUUGGCUAAGUGCAGGACUUCGUCGCAGAGCGUGCAGCAUGAGAACACGUACCGUGACCCCAUAGCCAAGUACUGCUAUGGAGAGAGCCCACCGGUACUCUUCCCCGCGUGAGGCCUGAUGGAGAGACACACGCAGAACCGGUCUGGUCCACGUGAGAUAAUGAAGGAGAAAGCCACGCGAGGACCCUUGGUUUUGAGCAUGUCCUGUGGCAUCCAUUGUCUCUGGCUCCCUCACCACCAGCUGAAGCAGACAGAGCUGUUCUGUAGAGCAGGCCCUGUGAGGCCCCGGCACCUUGCCCUGCCGUGGUUACAGCGGCGGGGCCAAGUGUUCAUCCCAUGUUGCAGUUACUUAAUGACGUCUCAGAGUGUGGAAGGUGCACUGUUUUGUGCAGGACACCUUUGCCCGUCCAGUUGGAUACACUCGAGGAGGCGACUGCUGUGCGUGGUCCCUCACUGUCACAAGUGAUGUCGUUGCCGCGCCAGACCCAAGUGUGUCUCCAGGAGUGUGGGUGUACGGACUUACUUUUGGUUGUUUUAACACCUGGCCAGCAGGCCUUGUAUCCAUAACCCAACAUCUAGGGGUGUGUAGAGCCUCAGGGAGGUACUGGUCCCCACUGAGCCUGCGUAGAGCUGCCCUGGUGUGCUCAUAUCCCUGAAAUGGUGGUCGGAGGCCUGGACCCCCCAUGACUCUCCCAGUGGAAUUUGCUGUCACUGUGCCCAUGUUGAAACCCCUCCGCCUCGGGGCAGGGGAGCCUUUCCCUUGUCUAUCACAGAAGCCGGUGGGGACCUGGUGAA
Arvicola amphibius (Eurasian water vole) is the source of this 1389-nucleotide messenger RNA. RefSeq names its product SREBF pathway regulator in golgi 1 (gene Spring1). Gene Ontology annotation, biological process: positive regulation of SREBP signaling pathway. Bases 89 to 706 code for a protein of 205 amino acids. The transcript has 5 exons. NCBI's taxonomy places the organism in Eukaryota, Metazoa, Chordata, Mammalia, Rodentia, Cricetidae. The record is from RefSeq and is a predicted model, not a curated record.